GAUUAAAAAAAGAAAAAUUAGAACCAAAUCUGGAAAACUAAACAAAAUGAACAAAAUUAGACCAAAUUUCAUACAAUUCAAGCCCAGAAAUUCGCAUAAAAACAUUCAUAAUUCAAGCCCAAAAAUUCGCAUAAACACACCACCAAAUUCGCACAAACACAUUCAUAAUUCAAGCCCAGAAAUUUCAUAAUCUGACAAAAUGAUAAUAGCACGGUAAAAUCUGAUAUCUAAAAUACCUCUAACACCCUCCCGCAAUCGUAACGGCAGUAACACGAACGUUGCGAUUGGAAAUUCUGCUCUUUGUUGAAGUCGAGAUGCACAAAUCUGGUGAUAUCAGAUUUUGUCGUGCUAUUAUCAUUUUGUCAAAAUUCGCCAAAGGUAGAGAUGGAGCUACCUAUAUAGACGCCAUCACCCCGGGCUUCUCUGCGGAUAAAACAGGCAAGUUCAGUGUAGGGGACAAAGUCAUCGCCACCAGUGCAGUGUUUGGCACUGAAAUCUGGCCGACUGCCGAGUAUGGAAGAACUAUGUACACCAUCCAUCAGAGGAUAGGCCCUCUCUACAUGAAAAUGCAGAAACGCUUUGGUAAGCUUGAUUUUUCGGGUGAGAUGAUAGAGAAGGAGAUUAUCCGUGCUGAAAGGAACGCUGGUUUUAUCAGCAACCGUGUCAGAGAGAUUCAACUCCAAAAUUACCAGAGGAAGAUGGAGCAGAAAGAUCGUAGGGAAAAAGACCUCUAUGAAGGCCUCCAACUUUACAAGAAUGGGAAAUAUGAGGAAGCACGGCAAAAUCUGAUAUCUAAAAUAUCUCUAACAUAAUCACACCACCAAAUUGCCGAAAAUAAUCCAACAAAAUUGAACGAAAAACAAAGCAAAAAACGAAAAAUCAACCCAGAAAAAUUCGAGAUCCCAAAACCCCAUUAAAUUCAACCCUAAACCCCCAAAAUUACAAACCCCAAACCCACAUAAUUCAAGCGCAUAAAACACUUGAAA
Molecule: messenger RNA, 986 nt
Organism: Beta vulgaris subsp. vulgaris (sugar beet)
Lineage: Eukaryota; Viridiplantae; Streptophyta; Magnoliopsida; Caryophyllales; Amaranthaceae
Product: protein MET1, chloroplastic-like
Exons: 1
Coding region: 315-812 (165 amino acids)
Source: RefSeq, a predicted model, not a curated record